Molecule: messenger RNA, 3315 nt
Organism: Paramormyrops kingsleyae
Lineage: Eukaryota; Metazoa; Chordata; Actinopteri; Osteoglossiformes; Mormyridae
Product: inactive phospholipid phosphatase 7-like
Cellular component (GO): nuclear envelope
Molecular function (GO): sphingosine-1-phosphate phosphatase activity
Source: RefSeq, a predicted model, not a curated record
CAUUGUUUAACUAACGUGAGAUUGAACCAUUUGUCGUCAGUAUCAGCAUUCCCGUCUCCCGUCGUCCAUUUUUCGUUUAAGCACCAUGGAGAACUCCUAACUGGAGCUGAGGGCGCCAGAGGGAGGAGAAGGGGCGGAGUGGUCUGGUAUUGCAGGGAAAAAGCGGAAUGCGAGUACGAUAUGGACACUGCUGGUUAGUGCAAUUUUAAAAUUCUUCAGUGCUCCUGCGCUGCGAUCAAAGCGAGGCAGACGACACUAAUACUGCGACAGGGAUCUGUGUAGGCAUCAGUAAAAAUAGAAAUUCCUGCUGCGUUCUCCGCAUGCCACGCGUAACUGGGAUCGCUCCAUACCAGCACCGCGUCGGGAGAUCCAGCUGGAUUGGCCAGAGCAACUGCCAGUCACCUUACUCCAUUCUGUCUCGGAGAGAAGAAUUAACUGCAACGCGGGCAUGCAUGUCAUCCUGUCUAAGUAUAUCUGAGUUAGGAUUUGAUCAGAGAUUGAAGACAGAUUGUCGGAACACGGCAGAUAUUUCCCUGGGACUAAUAUCCUUACAGAGGGAGGGCGAAUACUUUAACAGCAGCUGAUAAACAGAGAGAUAAGGGGAAAGUUUUGAACAACAAUGCCUGCAAAUCAACACAGGUCCAGAACUCGAGAUCGAAACAAUAUCCUCAACAGACCGGAGUUUAUGUCUCUGAACCAACCGCUCAGGACGAAUAGCGCGGAGAUGCGCGGCUCCGCAAGGCGACCGGGCCAAGCGGCGAGGCAGCAGCAGAAUCUGCAAGCCGAGCAUCCCCCCCGUGAGCCGGUCGACAGCGCCAGGGAGCGCCGGGAGUCACUGAAGCUGCCGGAGGAAGACUGCAUGCAGCUCAACCCCACCUUCAAAGGCAUAGCCAUGAACUCUCUCUUAGCGAUCGACAUCUGCCUGUCCAAGCGGCUCGGCGUCUGCGCCUACACGUCCUCCUCCUGGGGAAGCGUCCGUUCCAUAGUAACGCUUCUGGCGUUCACCGGGCACGGAAUCACGUGGAUCCUCGGGACUCUCCUCUGUCUCACUAAGAGCAACACGUUGGCGGGACAGGAGGUCCUGGUCAAUCUGCUUCUGGCUCUCAUACUGGAUGUGAUGACAGUGGCCGGGGUACAGAAGCUGGUCAAGCGCAAAGGACCAUGGGAAAUACACCCCGGUUUCCUAGACUACGUCGCCAUGGACGUGUACUCCUUCCCGGCGGCCCAUGCCAGUCGAGCCGCCAUGGUGGCCAAGUUCCUGCUCUCGCACCUGGUGCUGGCUGUGCCCCUGCGCAUCCUGCUGGUGCUGUGGGCCUUCCUGGUGGGCGUCUCCCGCGUCCUCCUCGGCCGCCACCACCUGACGGACAUGGCCUGCGGCUUCGCCCUGGGCUUCCUGCACUACAGCCUGGUGGAGAUGGUGUGGCUCUCCUCCAGCACCUGCCAGACUCUCAUUUCGAUUGGCACACUCAGCUGGAUCCCCUUUUACUGACGUCGUGCCCUUUGCCCAUCUAUCUCCGUGCCACAGGUGCUGCUCGGCUUCUGAUUCCGUCUCUUAAACUUGUACAACUUCCUGUUUCUCUCCCAUUUCCUGUUUCUCCUCCUUCCAAAUUUAAAAACAUGUAUAAUUUCUUGCUGAAAUCCACCUCUCUGGUAUAUUAACAUAUCAAAGGAAGCAAAUCUUCAUAGCCUUUCCAUAUUUUCAUUAAAAGUUCUACUUUCAUUUCCACUCUAAGGCUGGUCACUCGGCAAUUGAAUGAUCUUUGAUUUACAAAAAGCUAGAAUACCAAAACCUUAUUAGAUUUCCAAGGGUCUAAAUUAGUUAAAUGCACAGGUUUCUGCAUCUUUCUUUUCAAAAUUUGAGUUUGUAUAGUAAUUCAGGGAUUAAGCUGCAUACAGUUGUCUUACAAAGAUUAAUCACUGAUGCUACUUUUUCAUAAUAAUCAACAUCAUUGCGACCCUGUACUGGAUACACAGUUACAGAAGGUGGUUGGAUGGAAUUAUUUGAAUUGUAAAUUGUAAAAUGUCUUAAGUUUAAUAUAGCUGUUCCCCGGGAUUUUCUCAGUAAGUUGACGAUAAAACUAUGAUUAGGUGAUUUUAUUUCCAAACAAUAUGUUGGUUUUUAUGCAACAUUAUAUGUUAUGUUUUUGUUUGGUUAGAAUAAACAAUUUUUUUAAUAAUACAUAAUAAGGUCAUGUCAGAACAAAGAAAGGUUUUAUAUACAGUAGCUAAAGGAAUUCAUACUGAAUAUUAAGAUUAUGUAGCAAUCUAAACAAAUUUUGAAAAGAGUUUGAAGUAUUUGAAGAAUUUAUGCAAAGUGGUUGGUUUUUUAUGGGGUCUGGAAAUAAAGGUUUUAACCACACCUUCCCCAAAAUCCAGAAUUUGUUUAUAGAUGGCAGUGUUAGGGGGGGGGCUCACAUUGAUAAAGACUGACACCUGGCCUAUCAGGAUUAUAAACCAAACAAUCAGACUUUGAUGCUGAUUUGUUCCUCGUCUUCGUGCCUGGUUGAAAACACAGCUUGCUGUGACCUUUUGACCUUUUUCCCAGCAUGCUUUGCUUCUGUGGAGUUGUGGAAGUGUCAGGAUUUGCUGGUGAUGUUUGUAUGUUGGGUGAAUAUUUCCUGAAAAAUGGAUAAAUGCUGACGAGGUGACAAAAUUGAUAUUUUCAUCUUUAGUGCUACCGUUUUAUAUUUAUGUGAGUGCUGUUUGUUUUUAUUACAGUAUUAUUGUAAUUACUUUGUUUUGUUGCUGUGAUAUUUUGUGAAGAGACUGGUUUUUAAAGUUACCUUUUACAAACAUAAAAUUACUGUAUUUUAAAUGCUUUGUUACACUAAAUAGCAUUGCUUAUGUUUAGUAGAAAAAUCCCAAACUUAAGAUAACUGAUCUGAUUUUUGUCACACUUUUUAAGAAUGUUAUUUUGCAAAGGAGUUGGUUUUAAGGAUCUAAACCAUCCACUUUAGUGGGAUUUUCAGUUUGCUGUUGACUAUUUGCCGAAUUUCACUGGUAUUUGUGCAUGUGUGAUGGAAAAGUAACAAAGUUACACUGAGUUGCAUGUGUUUGUGUAUGAGAUUUGAUGCCCGUUUAGUUUGGAAAAGCAUCACAAUCUGACACAGGUGACAUAUGCACGAGUGUUCAGGGUUUAUUGCCGAUGCCUCAGGAAGAAAACUAUCUGCUCGAUGUGUAACCUCAAACGAUUUUACUUUACUCACUGUAAUUAAUAUUUACCGUUAAUAAUUGUUUGUAUGAAAUACUGAGAAAUUGUUUAUGGUUACAAUGUCUUAAUCCUCUUUAUCACAAUAAAUGAUGAUGAUAAAUUGA